This is a messenger RNA of Micropterus dolomieu (smallmouth bass), 2232 nucleotides long. RefSeq names its product WASP like actin nucleation promoting factor a (gene wasla). Bases 481 to 2124 code for a protein of 547 amino acids. The transcript is spliced from 11 exons. The record is from RefSeq and is a predicted model, not a curated record. NCBI's taxonomy places the organism in Eukaryota, Metazoa, Chordata, Actinopteri, Centrarchiformes, Centrarchidae. Gene Ontology annotation, molecular function: actin binding; small GTPase binding. Gene Ontology annotation, biological process: regulation of Rho protein signal transduction; actin filament organization.
UUAAAAUGAACGAUGAAUCAUAUAUUUCUGUGUGUGUGCUCGCAAACCUCACGAUGUGAAGCAUAUUACAGUGGAUACUUGCAGAGUUUUCCCAAACUAACACCUCCCCUCUCCUCCGUCUUUAAAGUGGUCUGCUCCGUCUUGCUGCCAUGUUGGAUGUACGCAUCGCUGCUGCAGCUGCUGGAGUUUCCGAAUGAAAGUUGAGCGUUUAUCCGCGUACGGACACGUAGCGACUCCUUCAUUUUUUAUUUAACACCAACACGGAGGAGUUAUUGUUCUUUCCUGAGCAAGAGCAAGCCUGGAAAACAGCUCCCCGUCCUUCUCCGCCCUCCAGCCCGGAGUCGGACUCAGCGGAGAUGAUCCGGUUGCAGGCCAUAGCAACCGGAGCCCGCAUGGAUUUUCUGUAAUUGGUAGUGUUUGCUGAGUCCGUCCGGGGAAAACUGCAUCGUUUAGUGGGGUUAACUAGAAGACUUCGGAGCCAUGAACAGCCACCAGCCGCCCCGAAGGUCCGCUAACGUCGGCUCCAUCCUCCUGACCCCGCAGGAAAACGAGUGCCUGUUCGGCUACCUGGGAAGAAAAUGCGCCACUCUGUGUUCGGCAGUGGUCCAGGUGUACUGUGCAGACCGGAGCUGCAACUGGGUGAAGAGGUGCUGUGGAGUGGCCUGUCUGGUCAAAGACAACCCACAGAGGUCCUACUUCAUCAGAGUGUUUGAUAUCAAGGAAGGGAAAACCAUGUUUGAACAAGAACUGUACCACAACUUCUCUAUCAGCAGCUCCAGAUCCUACUUCAUCAUGUUUGCAGGCGAUACCUGUCAGAUCGGUCUGAACUUCGCCAGCGAAGAGGAGGCCAAAAGAUUCAGAGCGGCAGUUAACGACCUGCUCAACCGACGACAACGCAAAACUGAGAAGAGAGGUGACCCUAAAAAUGGUCCAGCUCUGCACAUGGCCGUGGUGGACAUCAAGAACCCGGAGAUCAACAACGUCCGAUUCCACAACUCCCACAGCCACCAGCAGCCGUACCACCUCAACAACAUGCUGAGCCACAGCGGGCUAUCCCGGAAGGACAAGAAGACCAAAGGCAAGAAGAAGAAGCUGACGAAGGCUGACAUUGGCACGCCCAGCAACUUCCAGCACAUCGGUCACGUGGGCUGGGAUCCAAACACAGGUUUUGACCUCAACAACCUGGAUCCUGAACUGAAGAACCUGUUCGACAUGUGCGGCAUCUCUGAGGCUCAGCUGAAGGACCGAGAGACGUCCAAGGUCAUCUACGACUUCAUCGAGAAGAAAGGAGGGGUGGAGGCUGUCAAAAACGAACUGAGGAGGCAGGCACCCCCUCCACCUCCUAUUCGUGGCGGUCCCCCUCCUCCUCCUCCGCCCCCCCACAGCUCAGCUACACCCCCUCCUCCUCCCCCGUCAAGAGGAGGCCGGGGAGCCCCUCCUCCCCCUCCGCCGUCGAGAGCCCCUGCCUCAGCUCCUCCUCCCCCUCCCCCCACUAGACCAGGAACUCUAGGUGCCCCGCCUCCUCCACCUCCUCCCACCAGGGGAGGUCACCAGCCCCCUCCUCCUCCCCACCAUCACCAUCACCACCACCACCACCAGCCUCCCCCUCCUCCUCCUCAGUCUUCCUUGCACUCGUCCAUUGCUCCGCAAGCCCCACCCCCUCCACCUCCCCCAUUGGCCCAGCACUCUCCAGUAGGCAACGGAGGCGGCGCGGCUCCUGCUCCACCUCCUCCGCCGCCGCCUCCACCUCCCCCUCCGCCCCCAGAACUGGAUGGCGGUGGAGGCGGAGACUCCCCUCAUUCGCCAAGUCCCGGCGGGAAGUCGGCACUGCUGGAGCAGAUUAGAGGAGGAGCCCAGCUGAAGAAGGUGGAGCAGAACCACAGAGCGCCGGCUUCCGGGAUUGGACGGGACGCCCUGCUGGACCAGAUCCGACAGGGAAUCCAGCUCAAGACCGUGCCAGAUAAUCCAGAGUCCGGUCCUCCAACGCCAGCUCCCACCGCGGGCAUUGUCGGCGCUCUCAUGGAGGUGAUGCAGAAGAGGAGCAAAGCCAUCCAUUCCUCAGACGAAGACGAGGAUGACGACGAAGACGAGGACUUCGAAGACGACGACGAGUGGGACGACUAGUGAAGAUUUCUCUCCUCAACCCCGGUCCCUCCGCACCUACCGCUGACACUAAAAUAUCUUCUAAAAAUCUUCCAGCAUCUGACUAAAAUGUUGUAAAUGUUGUAUGAA